This is a messenger RNA of Aureobasidium uvarum, 1407 nucleotides long. Lineage: Eukaryota; Fungi; Ascomycota; Dothideomycetes; Dothideales; Saccotheciaceae. The record is from the annotation of a GenBank genome assembly.
AUGCUGUCGCUGAGUGUGCCGAGCGAGUCUCUCACCAUCGUUGCGGCAGUAUGCCUUUCACUGGCGACCGCUUCGGUGAUCUUGAGGAUCUGGGUUCGAUCGCACUUUCUGACUAGCGGUCUCCAAGCACGGCCCUCGAUACGACUUCAACUAACUUGUGCCUCUCUUAGGNACGACUGGACGAUUCUCAUCGCCGGCAUAGGCUUCGUCGGCUUCUGUAUCAUCGCCUUUGUCCUUGCCAAUGAGGAAGCCGCAAACCCCGUCUUCUCUCCCGAGACUGGAGAAGGUGUCAUAACCAUCCUUCUUUGUGGCGAAGUCGUCUUCCAAGCCACCUGCCUGGUCUUCAAGCUCUCGCUCACAAUCUUCUUCCGAAAGUUCCUCGUCGUCGAAUGGCAACGAUGGCUGGCUCUGGGCUGCGGUUUCUUCUACUGUUCCACCUGCGUGGUCGGUAUAUUCCUCGCCCUCUUCCAAUGUGGUCUGCCUACCAACCUCAUGCAUAAGCACUUGACAGGCCAAUGCGUUAAGCUGCAGGCCUUCACUGCGCUGCUAUAUGUCCAUGGCAUCCUGUCGGCAGUAACAGAUUGGAUCUUCGCUUUGUUGCCAAUCGUAACACUAUACCGUUCCAACCUCAGUCGCGCGGCAAAGAUCUCCUCGUCUUGUCUUAUGCUGCUCGCUUGCGGAGGUUCCGUAGCGGCUAUCGCGCGCACGGCUGCCACCGGCGACUACCUACUUCGCCCGGCAUACUUUGACUCAAAUCGCCGUCCCAACUACUACGCCGUCUCUGCGCCAAUGAUCAACCUUACCGUCAUCGAAGUAGGACUGGGUAUUACCGCCGUCUCACUCGCAUGUUUGCGACCACUAGUGAGGCGGGUAAAAGUUAUUGGACAACAUUUCACUUCUCGCCUUAUGGGCACAGACAUGUCCAAGACUGAAAUCACAGACGAGGAAGCAACUGUAAAUCUGGUCCAUGUCGACACGAAACAGAUGCAAGGUCCUAUACCUACUGGCUCUUGCUGGAACAGAACACCUGCUCUAGGAGAAGCAACGAAUGCCCCGGUGGAUCUUGAAGCCAGCUGGAACAAGACUCCAGCAUUAGGCGGUACAGCUAACCCACUCGAGGCCAGUUGGAACAAGACUCCAGCUUUGACAGCUGCAGCCAGCGCACCAUCUCUAGGAGCAAGUUGGAGCAAGACUCCGCCCCUGGGAGAUGUAGCAAGUCCGUCACCUUCUCUGGGUGCAAGCUGGAGUAAGACACCGCCUCUAGGGGGAGGUGCAACGAUCCUGGCACCUCUAGGUGCUAGCUUCGACACGACUCCAGCCAUCGGUGCCGUCUCGCCUCCACCAGAUCUUGGAGCUAGCUUCAAUAGAACCCCAGCCAUAGGAGGUUCGACAGAAGAGAUGCCCAAG